CCGGAGGACAUUACCUGCCUUGUGCCCGCCGGAGCGGUCCUCACGCCCAGGGACCCCCUGCCGCCCAGCACCACCCCCGGUAGCCAGGCGAACAGCUCGCAAUCCGGCAGCUCGCAAACCGACAAAUCGCCCAACAUCGAGUGCGUCGUUUGCGGGGACAAGAGCAGCGGCAAACACUACGGCCAGUUCACCUGCGAAGGAUGCAAAAGCUUCUUCAAGAGAAGCGUCAGGAGAAACCUAACUUACUCGUGUCGAGGAAAUAGGAACUGUCCGAUCGACCAACACCAUAGGAAUCAGUGCCAGUAUUGUCGAUUGAAAAAGUGCCUGAAGAUGGGCAUGCGCCGGGAAGCCGUACAAAGAGGUCGAGUGCCACCGUCGCAGCCGGCGCUGCCAGGGUUGCCCGGACAGUUCGCCCUGACGAACGGCGACGCGGUCGCGUGUGCCAGCCUGAACGGUCAUUCUUACCUUUCCUCGUACAUAAGCCUGCUCCUGAGGGCGGAGCCGUACCCGACCUCGCGAUACGGCCAGUGCAUGCAACCGAACAACAUCAUGGGAAUCGACAACAUCUGCGAGCUCGCGGCGAGAUUGCUGUUCUCGGCGGUCGAGUGGGCUCGAAACAUCCCGUUCUUCCCGGACCUUCAAGUGACGGACCAGGUCGCCCUGCUCAGGCUAGUUUGGAGCGAGUUGUUCGUGCUAAACGCGAGUCAGUGCUCGAUGCCCCUGCACGUGGCGCCGCUCCUCGCCGCGGCCGGUCUUCACGCCUCCCCCAUGGCGGCGGACCGCGUGGUCGCCUUCAUGGACCACAUUAGGAUCUUUCAGGAACAGGUGGAGAAGCUCAAGGCCCUGCACGUCGAUUCCGCCGAGUACAGCUGCCUGAAAGCCAUCGUCCUAUUCACCACGGACGCGUGUGGAUUGUCGGACGUGGCGCACAUCGAGUCCCUGCAGGAGAAGUCUCAGUGCGCCCUCGAAGAGUACUGCAGGACCCAGUACCCGAAUCAGCCGACGAGAUUCGGCAAGCUGCUGCUGAGAUUACCCUCGCUGAGAACUGUGUCGUCGCAGGUGAUCGAGCAGCUGUUCUUCGUCCGACUGGUCGGGAAGACGCCGAUCGAGACGCUGAUCAGGGACAUGCUGCUCAGCGGUAGCAGCUUCAACUGGCCGUACAUGUCCACGAUGUGACAUUCUGUCUGGCGACAGCUAGCUUCCGCGUAAUACCCUUGGCCUGCCUUGCUUGCGUUCCAGCCGAACCGUCGUCCUGGACGGAGAGAACAGAACUUUCUCCUCUUUUCGAACGGAGGGCGCGUCAGAUAGUGCAGGAUCGAUCGGAGAUAAGAACAGAGUUUCCCCUCUCUCCUCUCGGAUUCCAGUGUCGGAAUCGGGAAAGUUGGGGGAGAAAGGGUGGAAGGGAAAAAGAAGAGAGGCUAGCGCGGCGCGAAGAAAUCAUAAAUUAGCAUUUGUAAUCGACGGCGGGGGAUCUGGUAGAUCCUCGGUAUCUCGCAUCGAUCUUUGCGUCGAGUAAUUGCCGUUAGUCGAGUCAUGCCGAAACCCUUAGUCAUUCGUUUCGACGUUUCGACGUUUCGACGUUUCGACGUUGUUCGCGCUCCUCGCCUCUUUCCUUUUUUCUCUCCCUGUCCUUCCUCCCCGUUUCGCUCGCGAAAAUCUUCCAGAGUCCGUUUUAUCCCCCACGUGCUUACACUUAAGUUUCUUUCGUCGUUGGCGUCGAUCCGUUUACGUUCGUUUGGAAAGCGUUUCCGUGACAGAUUUCCGGCGAGUGUUUCGUGUCUGGCGAGAC
Molecule: messenger RNA, 1789 nt
Organism: Habropoda laboriosa
Lineage: Eukaryota; Metazoa; Arthropoda; Insecta; Hymenoptera; Apidae
Gene: svp
Product: steroid receptor seven-up, isoforms B/C
Exons: 4
Biological process (GO): anatomical structure development; cell differentiation; regulation of transcription by RNA polymerase II
Molecular function (GO): RNA polymerase II cis-regulatory region sequence-specific DNA binding; nuclear receptor activity; zinc ion binding
Source: RefSeq, a predicted model, not a curated record